AUGUUAUUGGUUAGAACGCACGAAUUCCCGGAGAUCAAGCCGUCGACAACUUACCCGGAAAAACUUCCUCAUAGUGACCACAUGAUCUGGGGUUCAUCGGUUAUCGGUCUCAACCUCCGAUUGGAUAACUCGAAUGGAAACCAUCGAAUGCCCUUUUUGAAACCUGAGAAACUGAUGAAACUAUUUAUGCGCCCAUUUCACGGUUUACUUGGGACAACAAAGCGAGCAAAGAUCAUUUGCCGAGAAAAAAAACAACCAUCAGCUUUGGAAUUCCGUAGAACCUCCAAGGAUGGUAUGAAUGAUGUCAUAGACAUUGCCAAAAUUCGGAAUACAUUACCAGAGAAGAAACAACAACGAACAGCACUACCAUUCUAG
Molecule: messenger RNA, 375 nt
Organism: Acaulospora morrowiae
Lineage: Eukaryota; Fungi; Glomeromycota; Glomeromycetes; Diversisporales; Acaulosporaceae
Source: the annotation of a GenBank genome assembly